AUGGCCGACGCUCUGAAGGCAGAUGGCAACAAAGCCUUUGCUGCAAAGAAUUUUGCAGAAGCAAUCGACAAAUUCUCGCAAGCUGUCAAAAUAGAGCCAGAAAAUCACGUGCUCUAUUCUAACAGGUCAGGGGCGUAUGCUUCCAAGAAAGAUUUUCAGAAAGCCUUAGAGGAUGCAAACAAAACAACGGAGAUCAAGCCAGAUUGGGCAAAGGGCUGGGGUCGAAAGGGCGCCGCCCUUCAUGGAACCGGAGAUCUCGUGGGCGCAAAAGACGCCUUCGAUGAAGCUCUCAAACUAGAUCCACCUAAUGCUCAGGCCAAGUCUGGCCUGGCUGCUGUCGAACGAGCAAUUGAAUCAGAGCAGACCGGAGGCUCUGCUGGUGGACUCGGCAAUAUGUUCAAUGACCCUCAAAUCUUCCAAAAACUUGCCGCCAAUCCUAGAACUAGCGGCUUUCUUGCAGAUCCGUCAUUCAUGCAGAGCCUUCAGCAAAUACGGCAGAACCCUAACGACGUAGGCGCUGCUAUGCAAGAUCCACGGAUGUUGCAGGUCAUGGGUGUCCUCAUGGGUAUAGAUAUGAACUUUGCAGGAGGUGGCCAGGAUGGUGGAUUUCCAGACUUGGGAAAAGGUAAGGAAGAUGAGGAAGACGUCUCGAUGCCAGAUCAUCGUCCACAGUCUCCCAAAGGUGCCGCCCCCAAGAAAGCCCCGGAGCCUAAACCUGAACCAGAGCCCGAAGAUGAGGAAGCUUUGGCACAGAAAAAGGCGAAGGACGAGGCUGAAGCUGAGAAGAAGCUUGGUACCGAAAAUUACAAGAAGCGGAACUUCGAUAUUGCGAUCCAACAUUACAACAAAGCUUGGGAAUUGCACAAGGACGUAACCUACUUGACCAACAAGAGCGCUGCUCAAUUUGAAAAGGGUGACUAUCAUGAGGCGAUAGAGACUUGCAAAACAGCGAUCCUAGAAGGCCGAGAAGUAAUGACUGAUUUCAAGAUCAUAGCGAAGGCUUUUGGCAGAAUAGGCAGCGCAUACGAAAAGCUGAAUGACUUAUCGCAAGCCAUAGACAACUAUCAGAGAUCUUUGACGGAACACCGUACACCGGAUAUCCUCAACAAAUUACGGGCUGCCGAAAAGGCGAAGAUCAAAGCGGAGAAGGAAUCUUUGAUCAGCCCCGAGGAGGCUGAGAAAGCAAGAGAAUUGGGUGGCCAGAAGUUCAAAGAAAGCGAUUGGCCAGGCGCGGUCGAAGCGUACACUGAGAUGACCAAGCGCGCACCAGAAGACCCAAGAGGAUACUCAAAUCGUGCAGCAGCUUUGAUUAAACUAAUGACCUUUCCAAGUGCGGUCCAAGACUGUGAUAUUGCAAUUGAGAAGGACCCGAACUUCAUCAGAGCUUACCUGCGGAAAGCGCAGGCCUACUUUGGCAUGAAAGAAUAUAGCAAAUGCGCUGACGUCUGCACCGAAGCUUUGAAGCACGACCAGACCGGCGCCAACACACGCGAGAUCGAGAGUCAGCAACAAAAAGCUUUGGAGGCGCAAUUUGCUGGAAGAUCUGGCGAAACCGAGGAGCAAACAAUGGAACGUAUUCAGAAGGAUCCAGAGAUCAUGAGCAUACUCCAAGAUCCGAUCAUGCAGAGCAUCUUACAACAAGCGAAGGGCGAUCCUGCCGCUCUUCAGGAUCAUAUGAAGAAUCCGGAUGUAAGAACAAAGGUGCAGAAGCUGGUGAUGGCGGGCGUGAUUAAGACUCGUUAA
Bacidia gigantensis is the source of this 1743-nucleotide messenger RNA. RefSeq lists its product as uncharacterized. Bases 1 to 1743 code for a protein of 580 amino acids. Gene Ontology annotation, molecular function: Hsp90 protein binding. The transcript has 6 exons. The record is from RefSeq and is a predicted model, not a curated record. Lineage: Eukaryota; Fungi; Ascomycota; Lecanoromycetes; Lecanorales; Ramalinaceae.